Oncorhynchus masou masou (cherry salmon) is the source of this 2079-nucleotide messenger RNA. It is a transcript of the gene neu4, whose product is annotated as sialidase 4. Gene Ontology annotation, cellular component: cytoplasm; intracellular membrane-bounded organelle; membrane. Gene Ontology annotation, molecular function: exo-alpha-sialidase activity. The coding region runs from base 59 to 1759 and encodes 566 amino acids. Gene Ontology annotation, biological process: ganglioside catabolic process; oligosaccharide catabolic process. The transcript is spliced from 3 exons. The record is from RefSeq and is a predicted model, not a curated record. NCBI's taxonomy places the organism in Eukaryota, Metazoa, Chordata, Actinopteri, Salmoniformes, Salmonidae.
CACACACACACACACACACACACACACACACACACAGACACACAGACACAGAGAGGACAUGAGUUCAUCGCCAUAUUUCCCAGCGCGAUCCGCGCUGUUCCGUAAGGAGGCCAAUGGAGUGACGUACCGUGUCCCUGCCCUGCUCUACCUGUCCCUGUCCAACUCCUUCCUGGCCUUUUGUGAGGAGAGACUCAGCCCCUCAGACGCCCAGGCUCACCUGCUGGUCAUGCGCAAGGGCACCUUCUACAGGAACUAUGUAGAGUGGGAGGACAUGAGUGUUCUGGGUACGGCUCAGUUGGCUGGCCACCGGUCGAUGAACCCGUGUCCUCUGUAUGACGAGUUCACAGGCACCCUCUUCCUGUUCUUCAUCGCUGUGCUGGGCCACACCUCCGAGUCCUACCAGCUGGUGACGGGUAAGAAUGUAACGCGCCUCUGCUUCAUCUCCAGUAACGACCAGGGCAACACCUGGAGCCCUGCCACUGACCUCACCAAGAGGGUCAUAGGAGACACCAUCAAAGACUGGGCAACCUUCGCCCUGGGCCCGGGACACGGCAUCCAGCUCAAGUCAGGCCGUCUGCUGGUUCCAGCGUACGCCUACCACAUCGACUGCAAGGAGUGCUUUGGCCAGAUGUGCCUGACCACACCCCACGCUUUCUGUUUCCAUAGCGACACCCACGGGCGGACGUGGCGUUUUGGGGAGGCGGUGCCAGGGCCAGAGAGCGUGGAGUGCCAGAUGGUGUCUGUGGAUCAGGAGGAUGGCACCAACGUGCUGUACUGUAACGCCCGGAGCCCUCUGGGCUGCAGGGUCCAGGCCCUCAGUCUGGAUGACGGAGCUGUCUUCCAGGAUGGACAGCUGGUGCAGCGGCUCACAGAGCCACGUAAUGGCUGCCACGGUAGCGUAGUGGGGUUUCCUGCCCCCCUACACCUCAACCUCCGCCCUCGGCCACCCACCCACGCCAGACACUGGACAUCCUUCGAGGUUAAGACUGGUGACUCCUCCCCACCCACUGCCCCUCCCCCUCACAGCUCCCCACAGAAUUUCCUUACACCCACCUGGGUGGUGUACUCCCACCCGACGUGGACCAACGUGAGGAAGGACCUGGGGGUGUACCUCAGCCUGUCCCCCCGUGACCCGGACAGCUGGUCUGGCCCGUGGGUGAUCUACGAGGGCCCCAGUGCCUACUCUGACCUGGCCUACCUGGAGCUGCCUUCAGCUGGGGCCCCGUCGGCCGUGACCUUCGCCUGUCUGUUUGAGUGUGGCACCAGCACAGCUUAUGAUGAGAUCUCCUUCAGCAUCUUCACCCUCUAUGAGCUCAUUGACAACCUGCCACGCAACACAAAGUCAGGCAGCAACACACAGCUACUCAGCAACACACAGCCACCCAGCAACACAAAGUCACCCAGCAACACACAGCCACCCAGCAACACACAGCCACCCAGCAACACACAGCCAUCCAGCAACACAAAGUCACCCAGCAACACACAGCCACCCAGCAACACACAGCCACCCAGCAACACACAGCCACUCAGCAACACACAGUCACCCAGCAACACACAGUCACCCAGCAACACACAGCCACCCAGCAACACACAGCCACUAAGCAACACACAGUCACCCAGCAACACACAGUCACCCAGCAACACACAGCCACCCAGCAACACACAGAUCUUCCACAACACAACACAACCCAAGGAAGAGAGACCAGAGGCGAGGAAGAGGAGGACGAGGAAUAUAUGUGGUCUUUGCAAUGUUUCCUAACUGCUAAUUAACCGUUAAUCCUAGUGUUUUCUGCUCGUUUCCUUCUGAAGCUCAUGAGAAAAGUGUACAAGAGCGUGAUAUUUAAAUGCGGUCCACAGAGUUCUGACGUUUUACGUCUGCUGAUGAAUUUGUUUUGUCUGAUAUCAAGUCCAUCCACGCCUUGUAACCCUCGACUUAAUGCACAUACUGUGUGUUUACAUGUAGUGGUUGUGUCACGACAAUGCAGAAACAUUGCUGUAGUAGCCACGUUUUAUUGAAUAUUAACCAGGGGCAGCCUACAGAUGUAGGAUCUUAAUUUGAGCCAGUUUGCUACAGCAGGA